Messenger RNA from Symbiodinium natans, 642 nucleotides. NCBI's taxonomy places the organism in Eukaryota, Dinophyceae, Suessiales, Symbiodiniaceae. The record is from the annotation of a GenBank genome assembly.
AUGUAUAUCUGUGUUUAUAUCCGCAGACGCGCGAAGACCCUGUCCUCUGCAGGUCAAGUUGGAGCGGCUCCUUCACACCCGUCUUGGAGCGAUCCUGUGGACGUCUACGACAGUGACGGCCAGCACUUGGGAGUUCGCACUGCUUGGCAGGCACAAACGACCUGCCUGUGGCACCGCACUGUGUACGUGGUUCCGCACUUGCCCGACGGCCGGGUACUCUUCCAGCGCCGUGCGGAUUGGAAGUGGCGUAUGGGUGGCUAUUGGGAUCUAGGUGCUUCGGAAACUGUGGAGGUGGGGGAGGACCUCCUGGUCGCCGCGCAGCGCGCAAUCCACGAGGAACUUGGGAGCCGCGCAGCGCUGCCGGCUCCCACCGAGUGCUGUCGACUGAGCACAGGCUGGAGCGGAGCACUGCCAAAGAUGCAGCUUUGCCAGUUGGAUCACAACAUCGUCUACACCGCCCUUGGCAACCUAAGUGGCGACACAGGCGAUCGCGAUGAGGAAGUGGAUGCGCUGGAGUACUUUUCAAUGGGUGACUACAUCAGGCUUGCAGAUGUGGACCGCUACAAGUUCGCACCCUGGGUUCACGCACUGGUCGCAGGAUGUCCACGCUGCUUCGGCGCAGCGGCGGCUACCGAGCUUUAG